Messenger RNA from Lactuca sativa (garden lettuce), 1172 nucleotides. NCBI's taxonomy places the organism in Eukaryota, Viridiplantae, Streptophyta, Magnoliopsida, Asterales, Asteraceae. The record is from RefSeq and is a predicted model, not a curated record.
AUAAAAAUAAAAAAUCAAUCUGCUAAAAUUAUUAAAUGAAAUGAGGUAUCUCGUCUUCUUCUAUCUUCCCUCCUAACCUGCAAAAUCUGUUUUCCUCUGUUUGUCGCAAUUUGGGAGACACGAGCUUCAGGUCAAUCUCAGACCUUCGACUUCGAGUUUCUAUCCAUUCUUCUGAGAGCUCUCUAAUGGAAAAGUACAAAUUAAUAGCUAAAAUCAAGAAAGGCGUCUUCCAAGGCUUGUGUCUUUUAUCAUCCCAAACUGUUACUCUCAAACAGUUAGGGUUUCCUGAUAACGAAGGUGUCCCUGGCUCCCUUAUCAAGGAGAUAACGCUGCUGCAAGCAAUGAGACAUGCCAACAUUAUCAGACUGAUCGAUGUGGUGAAUCAUCAAGAACAGAGUAGUAUAGUCCUUGUUUACGAAUCUAUGGAGACGAAUCUAACAAGUUUUAUCCGGAUUUAUCCAAAAGUUAUGAAGAUUCCACGAACAAUCAAAGAACUUUUACGCCAGAUUUUGCUUGCAGCAUCCUAUUAUCAUUCUUUUAACAUUGUUCAUGGAGGAAUUAAACCCGCGAAUACGUUCAUCGAUCCUGCAACAAACACUUUGAAGAUUACAGACUUUGUAUGGCCUAGGACACUGUUUAACUCCAACACUGAAGAUCCAAAUGAGGAAUUGGGUUUCUGUUACAAGGCUCCUGAAAUUCUUGUGGAGCAUAAACAAUUCAGCACUGCAAUCGAUGUUUGGUCUGUUGGAUGCAUUUUUGCAGAAAUGGUGACUCAGAAGCCUCUGUUUUCAGCUACCUCGGAAUUUCAUCAACUUGCAAAAAUUUUCAGUAUCAUGGGGACACCUAGUGAGGAAACAUGGCCUGGAUUUUCCAGGAUUUAUCGGUAUUUACAUAUAUAUAAUCAUUGCAAACCUAAGGAUCUGAGGAAAUUAGUUACUGGUCUUGAACCAGCUGGAAUUGAUCUUCUUCAUAAACUACUAUACAUGGACCCAAAAGGAAGAAUCACAGCUAGACAAGCAUUGGAGCAUGUAUAUUUCCAGAAUUGAUUUUUUUUGAGUAAAUUACUGAAAUCAUCUCUGUGGUUUGGUCAAAAUUGCACGUUUGGUCCCUAACUUUUUUUUUGCACUCGGAUCGUCCCUGUGGUUUGAUUUUGUUGCGUUUUUCGUCCCUUA